AUGCAGUCAACAGAUCCCCAUACGACUGAACUUGGGAAAGACGUUCAACCUUUCCCGGUAGCCGUAAAUCCCACAAAUCCCAGACAACGCAAUCGACUACACAACCAGGCUAUCAGGAGAGCAAAAGCAAAUAUCGGCAAACGCCGUGAUCAUGUUCCCAUACCACCUCGAAACCACGACGCUGAUGCAAGACGUAGCCUUGUUCCCGUGGUCACCACGACCGAGGCUGGACUGGGCGCCCAGCUUACAAGAACCGCUAUCGUGAUAUCCCCAAGAUCAACAGUCACGUCUGGCGGGCUUCGCGGCGAUCCUUUCUGCGCGUUUCCGAUAUCUGCAGACGGCACCGUCCUCUCGGCGGUGGAUUAUUUCCUCCAGCAUUAUGCUCCUGUCCACAUUAACCCUAGGAAGGACCACCUCCAACAAGCAGAUAGCUUACCGCUCUCACGAAAGUACUUCGGGCUUGCGUUGGAGAACGCUUCGAUGUUCGAGCUGAUGGUCGCUCUUUCUCGAGCGUCUUUCGAUGCCCGGCAGGGCAACGCUCGGGAACCCGCACGAGAAGUCUUGGUUCACUAUGGCAAAGGCAUUGAAGCACUGCGCCUGAAAAUGGCCAAGAGCUCAACCUGUGAUGACGAUGCCGCCAUCCUCUCUGUGAUGGCAUUGUUAGGAAUCGCAUUGAUUUAUGGUGACUUCCGGUCCUUCGAGACGCACCUAACAGGGCUCCGGCACCUGGUCGACAUGCGAGGAGGGGUAGACUCGUUAGGCUGGGAUGGCUUCAUCAAGAAUUCCAUCACUGGGCUGGAGUCUCUCUGGGCCUACCACGAAAACAGGAAACUCAGCAUUGCGACAACUGAAACUCAUAUCAAACUCGAAUACCCGGAACAUCCGUUUCCUCCGGAGCUCUGCGUCACGAUCGCGCAACUUCCUGAUGGGUUCCGUGAGCUUGUCCUGUCAGCCACACUCAGUCUUCAGAUAAUUGCGCUCUUAUCAAGCGUGUCACAAUGGAUUGAGCAAAUGCAACUUGGCCGAAAGAAGAAUGUUCUACCGCUAGGAGAAUCCAAUGGCACGUAUCUGAGGCAGACUCACAGGUGUCUCGAGUUGGUCCCUCUCCAGGGACUCGGUGUAAUGGAAAGGGCGAUUUGCGCUGCCAUUGCGACUUUGACAACCGAGACUAUCAACAAGACCAAGCAGCAGAACCCCGUUCACAGACGGAUGAUUGAAACGCUCUCGGAAAUGUUGUAUCGACACGAUCUGCAGUCGUUGCCGGUUGAAUGCACCAUGUGGUUGGCACUGGUUAUAGCAGGACCUCCCCAUCCGGUCGAAGGAGACGUUGCCAGUCCUGCAUCAUCGGCAGGUGAAAGCUGCAACAGUGAUCAACCGCAAAGACCUCGAGAUGUACUCCUUGACAAGAUCAUCCAAGAUUCGUCUUCCGCCAGGAACUGGAAGUGGGUGAAAAAGGCCGUGCAGAAGUUCUUCUUUGAUGAAGAGCUCCUAGAAGCAUGGCGGCAGACGUGGGGAGUUGCCGUGCUGCGACAUGCGCACUUGGCCAAAAAGAGACGGCUGGUGAUCGCCUGA
Molecule: messenger RNA, 1572 nt
Organism: Cladophialophora yegresii CBS 114405
Lineage: Eukaryota; Fungi; Ascomycota; Eurotiomycetes; Chaetothyriales; Herpotrichiellaceae
Exons: 3
Coding region: 1-1572 (523 amino acids)
Source: RefSeq, a predicted model, not a curated record